AUGAUGCUGGGCCCUACUCACGACGGCGAGCGCUAUGAGCUGACCAGCCCAACGGCCAUGCCAAAAGCAGACGGUUUUCUAUGGAAUCAAAAGAUGAUGAUCCAGGUAACCUGCCGCGGCUAUGCUACCUCUCAAUUCAUGCAGCCGGAGCCAGCCAAGUACGCCCACGCGCCCAACCUCGAAGGCAAGACCUUCAUGCAGCCAGAGCAGAGCUAUUAUUCGCAUCAUCCAGGCCGCUUCGUCUACAUCAAAGAUGAGGAAACGGGCCAACUGUUCUCCGCGCCAUACGAACCUGUACGCGCGCCUGUGGACCGUUUCGUUUUCUCUGUCGGCAAAAGCGAUAUCGCGUGGACCGUGGAGCACCUAGGUAUCCGUGUUGAAAUGACACUGAGCCUACCCACGCAUGAUGUGGCGGAACUUUGGACUGUGAAGGUAUCCAACCUGUCUGGCCGCCCACGGAAGAUUAGUGUCUGCCCUUACUUCCCAAUCGGCAACAUGUCCUGGAUGAAUCAGUCCGCCGAGUACCGCCCGGACCUGGGUGGCGUGGUGGCUAGCAGCGUCACGCCGUACCAGAAGGCAGAGGAUUACUUCAAGAAUAAGUUCCUCAAGGAUAAAACCUACUUUAUGUGCGAGACGCCGCCCAACUCGUGGGAAACCAUGCAGCAAGCGUUUGAAGGCGAAGGAGGCCUACACGCCCCAUCCGCACUGCUGGGGUCGGACCUUUCGGGCGGUGACGCGCGCUACGAAACGCCUGUAGCCGCUGUGCAGUACCGCAUAGCCCUGGAAGCGGAGGAGCAGCGCGAAUACCGCUUCCUGUUUGGGCCUGCUUUCGAUGACGCUGAAAUCAGUGCUAUGUGCAAAAAAUACCUAAACAAAGAAGGUUUUGCCCAGUCUGCCCAGGACUAUGCGCAGUACAUCGAACAAGGACGCGGCUGUCUGAAGAUCGAAACGCCGGACAAGGACUUGGACAACUUUGUCAACAACUGGCUUCCACGCCAGGUAUACUACCAUGGUGAUGUAAACCGCUUGACUACAGACCCACAGACGCGCAACUACCUCCAAGACAACAUGGGCAUGAGCUAUAUCAAGCCCGAGGUAGCGCGGAAUGCCUUUCUCACGGCGCUCGCGCAGCAGGAAGCCGACGGUGCCAUGCCUGAUGGGAUUCUGUUGAUCGAAGGCGCAGAGCUAAAGUACAUUAACCAGGUACCGCACACAGACCACUGCGUAUGGCUACCAGUGACGCUGGACGCCUAUCUGGCUGAAACAGCGGAUUAUGCCUUCUUAGAGGAGCCCCUGAAGAGUGUACAUGGCGACACCUACACAGUGUUCGAGCGCUUCAGCCGCGCUAUGGACUGGCUGCUCGCCGCCCGCGACGAGCGUGGCCUGAGCUAUAUCGCCCAGGGCGACUGGUGCGAUCCGAUGAAUAUGGUAGGGUAUAAGGGCAAAGGCGUAUCGGGCUGGCUCACUGUGGCCACCGGCUAUGCGUUAAACCUUUGGGCCGACGUCUGCGAACAGCAAGGCAAGCCCGAACUAGCGGCGCGCUAUCGAGCAGGCGCCCAGGACGUCAACACAGCUACCAACACCCAUCUAUGGGACGGCGAUUGGUUUGCACGCGGCAUCACAGAUGAUAACGUGGUCUUCGGCACCAAGAAGGACGUCGAAGGCCGCAUCUGGCUUAAUCCCCAGGCGUGGUCCAUUCUCAGCGGCGCGGCUAGCACCGAGCAGCGAGAGAAGAUGUUAACCCAGGUAGAUGAGCAACUGAGUACGCCAUACGGCGUGGCCAUGUUCGCGCCAGCGUUCAGUGCUAUGCGUGAGGACGUUGGUCGCGUGACGCAGAAAUACCCUGGCUCGGCGGAGAACGGUUCGGUGUAUAACCACGCGGCUAUCUUCUACAUCCAUAGUCUGUACACCGUCGGCGAGAAGGAUCGUGCCUAUAAGCUGCUGCGCCAGAUGCUGCCAGGCCCAACCGAAGCCGACUACCGACAGCGCGGCCAACUGCCUGUGUAUAUUCCAAACUAUUACCGCGGGGCGUGGCAUCAAUAUCCACGCACUGCCGGCCGCUCCAGCCAGCUGUUCAACACCGGCACCAUGCCAUGGGUUUACCGCUGCUUCACCGAGGGCUUGUGUGGGCUUCGUGGCGAUGUGGAGGGCCUACGCAUCCAGCCCCAACUUCCAUCGGGUUGGGACGACAUAAAGGUCACCCGCCUUUUCCGCGGCGCGAGGUUCGAGCUGGAUAUUCGACGCGCGGACGUGAAGGAAGUGGCAGUCAGCCAUGCCGGCAAGGUCUUACCUAACGCCCGAAUCACCAAUAUCCAACCUGGUGCUACCUACCAGCUAUCGGUCUCAGUGCCGCAGUAA
Venustampulla echinocandica is the source of this 2358-nucleotide messenger RNA. RefSeq lists its product as uncharacterized. The coding region runs from base 1 to 2358 and encodes 785 amino acids. Lineage: Eukaryota; Fungi; Ascomycota; Leotiomycetes; Helotiales; Pleuroascaceae. Gene Ontology annotation, molecular function: carbohydrate binding; hexosyltransferase activity. The record is from RefSeq and is a predicted model, not a curated record. Gene Ontology annotation, biological process: cellulose catabolic process. The transcript has a single exon.